AGAACGAAUAUUUAUUUGUCAAAGUGACAUUUCCGCGAAAAUUUCAACCUAUUUUUAUCAAAACUUCGUAAAAUCGUUUUCUUGCGCUAAUACAGGCUUCUAUUCUAAAAAUCUGGUUAUAAUGUAAAUCGUGCUAUUUGAUUUAUUUUUCAAACAUGUCAAGUGAAGAACCGAACCUGUAUUUUGAGAUCAGGGAAGAUCAGUGGCCGUUGGUAUAUGAUGACAAGUACAAUGUGUCGUUUUUUGGGCUAGAGCGCUUUCAUGUUUUUGACUCCAAAAAAUGGGGAAAUGUCAUAAGGCGCCUAAAAGAGUCUGGCUUGAUCACGGAAGACCACAUAGUGCAUCCAAUGGAGGCACAGAAGGAUCACCUGCGUGUAGUGCACACAAAGAAAUAUUUAAAUUCUUUAAAAUGGAGCUCUAAUGUGGCCCUAAUAGCCGAGGUGCCGGUAAUAGCGUGCUUGCCAAACGUGUGGGUGCAGCAUUCUUAUCUGAGGCCUAUGAGACUACAAACUGGGGGGUCAGUGCUGGCCGGCAAGUUGGCCUUGGAUCGCGGAUGGGCCAUCAACGUGGGAGGCGGCUUCCACCACUGCAGCGGCGACCGCGGCGGCGGCUUCUGCCCCUACGCAGACAUCACGCUGCUCAUAAAGUACCUCAUCAUGUUCAAGCUCAUUCGGAACGCCAUGAUCGUCGACCUUGAUGCCCACCAGGGUAACGGGUACCAGCGGGACUUCAUAGACGUGGCGGAGGUGUACAUAAUGGACGUCUACAACCGGAACAUCUACCCGAAGGACCGCGAGGCGAAGCGCGCCAUCCGCCGCAAGGUCGAGCUCGGGAACAAGGUGGAAGACUUGGAGUACAUUCGCAAGGUGCGCCGGAACUUGAAGGAAGCGCUAGCAGAGUUCCAGCCAGACAUCCUGGUGUACAACGCGGGCACUGACAUAUUGGACGCCGAUCCGCUGGGGCACAUGAACAUUAGCGAAAUUGGUGUCGUGAAAAGGGACGAGUUCAUAUUUGAGAUAUGCAAAGAGAGACACAUUCCAGUAGUAAUGUUGACGAGCGGAGGGUAUCUCAAGAAGUCUGCCCGGGUGAUCGCAGAGUCCAUCAUGAACCUCAAUAGGAAAGGGCUCAUUGGACGAGAGCGAAACGGAAAAUUUUAACUCUGGUAAUACUAGCAAAAUUUACCCAUAAAAUGGGAAAACUAAGGAAUUUACCCAUAAAAUGGGACUUUGGCAAACGCUCAUAAAUUAGUGAUAUUAGAUCUCAGCAUUAAAUGUGCCAAUUUUUAAUUAUUGAAAGUUAGAAUCUUAAUGAAUAUAAUUCUAGUCUUCAAAGUAUUUACUGUAUGUGAUACGAAAUAAUUCCAUAAUUAUUCUAUUUUGUUCUUCAGAUUUUACUUAUUUUUCAAAUAAAUCUAUACUAUUCUUUA
Pectinophora gossypiella (pink bollworm) is the source of this 1426-nucleotide messenger RNA. RefSeq names its product histone deacetylase 11 (gene HDAC11). Bases 156 to 1157 code for a protein of 333 amino acids. The transcript has 8 exons. Gene Ontology annotation, molecular function: histone deacetylase activity. Lineage: Eukaryota; Metazoa; Arthropoda; Insecta; Lepidoptera; Gelechiidae. The record is from RefSeq and is a predicted model, not a curated record.